CUUGUUGACGGUUGUGUCUCAAAUGAUGGCGAUUCGUUUCUUUAUGGUGCCUCCAGGGUCUAUCGUCACUUUACACUCAACUCUCGGAACACUUCCGUAGUUGCCUAUGAUGCUGCCAAGAUUAACGCUGACCUAGGCCUCUCACGCGAACGUCUUGUGCUCCUCGGCCUCCUUCUGGGCUGCGAUUUUUGGCCUGCUGGGGUGCCCGGAGUUGGCCAGGUGUCUGCACGUGCAUUCGUCUCGCAGAAUGAUCCAGCCGCCGUACGUAAUUAUUUCAGGGUGAACGAUCCAUCGUCGACGGCUGAGAUGCCGGCCUCUGUCCAAAAUGGUAUUUGGAAGAAGGUUAAGGACGGCCUGAGCGGAUGUCCGGUUGAAGAGGUAUUUGAAGAAUUCCUCCGUCCUUGUGCUGCUCGUGGCUGGCAGCUGCCCAGCAAAAGUUCACUUACCUGGUCCAAACCAAAUGUGAAAUUGGCCGUGGAGUUCUGCAUUCAACACCUUGAAUGGGCGCCGACCUAUUCACUAUUUCAUUUCAUUCCUUUAUUUGCAAUUUGGAGACUGCGCUCGGCGGCUAACUCUGGCGAAAACAUUCCACCCGAGCCGACACCAAUUCGGAUCAUUCGAAAACGUUCUGUUAACUAUAUACCGUCGUAUGAGGUGGAAUGGAAGCGGCUAAGCAAUGACAUCUGGUCCGAAGAUGCCCUUGUGACGCCCCCAUCAACUAGUGGAGAGUUGAGUGCGUGCCUAUCUGCGUUUUUCACUCAGGAAGGCUACAAGUUUUCCGUCCCAGCCAGUGAGCUAAGACUAGCCUUUCCUGAUCUCGUUACCGUCUACGAGGCAAUCGGACUGUUAGGCAUCUCUACAAACUUUAAGGGUCUGUCUCUUGACGGCCAAAAGUCAAAAGAGACCCGAAAAAAUUCGCUUACUGCUAAGCGAACCACGAAGAGGACCAAUCACUUGACACAGGUCGACUCCCCAAAUUCAGACGCGAAUGAAAAUGAUACAAUGGUGACCACAGCCAAAGCAGUUGGCCGUCAUAGCUUUCUGUUCGCCUGGGAUUCGACGCCCGAAUCAUCGCCUCAGCCAAAGAACCGCAGCCCCAGCCCUCGUGUUGCUGCUCUGAGGGUUUCUACUGAAAACCAUCCUUCCACUGCCACGAAUUUGAUCGAAGAAGAAACCACUUGGUACUUGCCCGUCCACAUCAACACUGCAUUUGAGCGGAGAAUUUCUCUUCAGUCCUCGCUCCUCUCCUUCACACCUUCCUCACCCUCUGCUGACCAAUCCGAUGACUUCGCCUGUUUUCAAACCCCUCCCCGACUUACAGACAGAUUGAAAUAA
Dibothriocephalus latus is the source of this 1335-nucleotide messenger RNA. The record is from the annotation of a GenBank genome assembly. Lineage: Eukaryota; Metazoa; Platyhelminthes; Cestoda; Diphyllobothriidea; Diphyllobothriidae.